Molecule: messenger RNA, 1611 nt
Organism: Colletotrichum truncatum
Lineage: Eukaryota; Fungi; Ascomycota; Sordariomycetes; Glomerellales; Glomerellaceae
Biological process (GO): transmembrane transport
Cellular component (GO): membrane
Molecular function (GO): transmembrane transporter activity
Source: RefSeq, a predicted model, not a curated record
AUGGCUACCCAAACCGCCACCGAAUUGCAGACGUUCGAGCCUAUCGCGUCAACAUCCGGUGCCGCGUUUCGAAAAAGCCAUGAAGCCCCUACGCAGAUGGCAGUAUCGCCCGGCAUACCUCUAGUGACUGAGACGUCGGCGAUGAUGCCGGUUCUGCUUUCCAAGGGCCGUGCUGCCAUUGUCAUCACCCAGGUCUGUGGCCAACUGUUCUUCAGUAGCUUCUGCAAUGGCAUCGUCGUCGUCGCCUUGCCCGCCAUGCAACACAACUUAGGCCUGGAUGAGGGUCUUCUUGUCUGGCCCAGUUCCAGCUACUUUCUCACAGCGGGAUCUUGUCUUUUGCUGGCCGGUUCCAUUGCCGACGUCGUUGGCAACAAAAGGGUGAACCUUGCCGGGUCCUUCUUCAGCGCCAUAUUUACCAUGGCCUGCGGUUUGUCCCAGACUGGGGGCCAAAUUAUUGCUUUCCGCGCCCUGCAGGGCGUCACGUACGCCGUCAUCACCCCUUCGUCUAUUUCCAUGAUUUCCAACAACAUUGGAGAGGGACGGCCACGAAACAUGGGCUUUGCUUUCAUGGGGUUUUCCCAGCCUCUAGGCUUCUUGUCUGGUCUGGUUCUGGGCGGAGUAUUCACUGAUAAUGUCGGAUGGCGACCAGCUUUUUACUUUGCUGCGGCUGCCAGUGGGACUUUGUUUGUUCUUGCGAUCUGGGCUUUGCCAAAGGAUGUACGGUCUUCUUCUGGCCCUUCAAUCCCGAAGCGACUCGCCUCGGAGAUUGACUCUGUUGGAGUACUUCUGGCGAGCACGGGAUUGGCGACCCUGUCGUAUGUUUUGGCAUCUCUAUCAGCCGAUAUUAAUAGCAUCCGCAAGGCCCCUACCAUUGCCUUGGUUAUCAUAGCUGCAUGCUCCAUUCCAUCUUUCAUUGCCUGGAUGCACUACCGAGUUAAAAACAACAAGACAGCCCUGAUCCCUAACUCUCUCUGGCGUAGUCAUGUUUUUACCAGCUGUUGCAUCAUGGUACUUCUCACCAAUGCCCUCACAAACUGUAUGGAGCUGUACAGUAGUCUGUUCUUCCAACAGGUUCAAGGGAGCUCCGCCACCAAGGCGUCACUCCAAGUUGUGCCGUCCCUCGUCGCCGGUGCACUUACUAGUAUUGCAACAGGACUAUUCGUGCACCGCAUGCCAGUCUUGUGGAUGUUGUUGAUCUCAACAGCAAUGAGUACCGUGGCACCGCUUCUGAUGGCCCUCAUCCGGGUAGAUCAGCUGUACUGGGAAAACGCCUUCUUCGCACAGAUCCUUACACCAAUCAGUUGCGAUAUUCUGUUCACCGUCGGCCUGUUAAUCAUUUCCGAUGUCUUUCCUAAGCAUACACAGGCCCUGGGCGGCGCUGUAUUCAACACCUGUGCCCAGCUAGGCGCUGCGAUGGGAAUGAGCGUAACUCAAGUCAUUGCCUCGUCCGUGACUAAUCAGUCUGAAUACACCGACAAAUCUUCGCCUGUCGCCCUCAUGAAAGGGUAUAGAGUCUCUUUCUGGACUAUGUUUGGCUGGAUGAUGUUUAUCUGUCUAGUGUGCAUAGGAGGAAUGCGCAGAGUGGGUGUCAUUGGCGUUAAACGGGAUUAA